Vairimorpha ceranae is the source of this 933-nucleotide messenger RNA. Its product is annotated as replication factor c subunit 5. Gene Ontology annotation, biological process: DNA-templated DNA replication; DNA repair. The coding region runs from base 1 to 933 and encodes 310 amino acids. NCBI's taxonomy places the organism in Eukaryota, Fungi, Microsporidia, Nosematidae. Gene Ontology annotation, molecular function: DNA clamp loader activity; DNA binding; ATP hydrolysis activity. The record is from RefSeq and is a predicted model, not a curated record. The transcript has a single exon. Gene Ontology annotation, cellular component: nucleus; DNA replication factor C complex.
AUGAGCAUUCCUUUUGUCGAAAAAUAUAGACCAAAGUCCUUUGAUGAGGUCGAAGGAAAUCAAGAAGUCAUUGCUUGUUUAAAAGCUAUACAAGAAUCUAGAGUUAUCCCCAACAUGUUAUUUUAUGGUCCACCUGGUACCGGUAAAACGACAUCAAUAAGAAUUAUUUCAAAUUCUUUUCCUAACACAAGUGUUCUUGAACUUAACGCAAGUGAUGAAAGAGGUAUUUCUGUUGUAAGAGAGACUAUCAAAGAAUUUGCCUCUACGUAUAGUAAUACUAUUAAGCUUGUAGUAUUAGAUGAAGUAGAUUUUAUGACGAGAGAUGCACAGAAUGCUCUUAGAAGAAUUAUGGAGGAUUUUAGUUCUACCACUAGAUUUUGUUUGAUAGCCAAUUAUCCUAAAAAAAUUAUCACACCAAUUACUAGUCGAUGUUCUAAAUUUAGAUUUAAUCCAGUAAAAAUUUUUAGAAAAAGCGUUUUAGAAAUUUGUAAAAAAGAAAAUAUAGAAGUAGAGUACACGGGAAUAGAUUUUUUAAUGAAGACGAGCUAUGGCGACAUGCGCAGGGUUGUUAAUGAUAUACAAGCUAUUGGUAAAUCAUUCGGUAUUAUAAAUCAAGAGACUGUUCUUAAGUUUAAUUCCAUGUUAAGUACUGAAGAAUUUAAAGAAAUUUUUGACUGGUUUCUUUGUAAAUCUUAUGAUGCAUUAUUAAGAGAUCUAGAAAGCAUUAAAGAAACCAAAUCUUUAGACCUAGCAAAUUUGUUGUUAUUGUUAACUGAUCACGUUGUUCAAUCUUCUUUAGAAAAUAAAAUGGAGAUAUUAAAAAAAAUGAGCGAUAUAGAAUGCCGUCUUAAUCUUGGAUGUAGUGAAAAACUGCAGCUUAAAGGACUAGUAAGCAUAUUUAUCUUGCUAAGAAAUAAGCAAAAAUGCAAAUAA